Molecule: messenger RNA, 3764 nt
Organism: Neopsephotus bourkii (Bourke's parrot)
Lineage: Eukaryota; Metazoa; Chordata; Aves; Psittaciformes; Psittacidae
Product: putative short-chain dehydrogenase/reductase family 42E member 2
Exons: 12
Coding region: 1264-2694 (476 amino acids)
Biological process (GO): steroid biosynthetic process
Molecular function (GO): 3-beta-hydroxy-Delta5-steroid dehydrogenase (NAD+) activity
Source: RefSeq, a predicted model, not a curated record
AGGAGAGGUACAAAAUACCAGUUCUGAAAGCUCUUCUGAGGUGUUUCCUCUUGGCUAAGGUGGAACCUAAAGCCAAUUUAAAAUGCUCUUUGCUGAUUUUCACUGAGCAAUGAGGUAUCAAUACGCUAUGAAUAAGCUGACCAACAGCUUUGACUUGUGGAGGAGUUCUGUAGUAGUCCAGAGGUAGAACAGCUACUUUCUUUCUCCGAUUCAAUAGUAAAAGCUAUCAGUGCUGUGGACAGCUCCUAACAGAGAAUUUGGUAUUCUUGAGGUUUUACUCAGCUGGGUUUUCACUCACCUGGCAAUCUGAGAAGUGCAGAUUAAUUUGACAAGUUCAAAUAUUCUAGUCCUAAUGCAGACUACAGGGACUUAAAUGCAUAAUAUGUUAUGCUAAAAUAUAUUUGCCUAAGUGUCAGUUUGAGUUCUUGUCAGCACAUGAGCAUUAAAUUACAUUUAAAUGGCAAAGUCACCUGUGAACUUGAGAUAUUUCUAACAUGGGAUCACUUAAAAUUGUACUCACUUAGAUUUGGGAGUGUUUCUUUAGCAUCUUAACAACUACUUUGAGACCUAAUUUUAGACACACCCACUUUAUAAUGUUGGCUUUAAUUUCUCAUUGUUUAGUUUGCGAAAGGAUAUGUGUUUUAAACAUUUUAGGAUUACAGAACUACUAUGAUUAUUAAUAAUUUAAUUCAUUAUUAAUUUUUAAUGCAUUAUGUAAUAGUAAAUCACCUUUUCCAGGUCUGCUGUGCACCAGUUAGUUUGCUGCCUGCGCUUCAUCGACUUGGAAGCCAGAGAACAACUCUUGUACCUACAGUUAAGUCUCUUUGCAAAUACAUAAUUGGGUUGGGGAUGAAGAUAGAAAACUCAGGGUGAAAGUGCUAAGUACCGCUCCCAAACAAGAUUUUAUGUUUCUUUAUUCAAAUUUAGAUUGAAAACUGCAGGUAAAAGGAGACUGUGCUCUUAGAUGAGAUAUAUCCCACCAAAGUUUCACACAACUGCAAGAGAGGUUUACUUUUAAGCAUUAGUGUUAAGAAUUUCUUUCCCGUUUUCUUUACUUAAGAACCCUUUUCUCGGUGCUUUGUAAAAACAGUGUGAGAUGUUUCAGUAAUCUAGUACAAUGUAUGUACAGAAUGAUGGCACCAAUAGUAUAUUUGUGUUGUCUAACAUCUUAUCAAUACUUUUACAAGGUAAGAGAUACCAUCCUACUUAGAAGGGUCUCAUGUGGAGAAAACAUUUCUGUUUUCCUGAAAAGGAACAUAAAUUAUGUACGCAUUAAGCCCUGCCCUCUUUUGGCUCCCAGCCCAGCCACCAGCUACAAAGGAGCAGGAACAGCAAAAGGGCCUGAGCACACGUGAACAUCUCUGUCUGAGAGUACUGGAUGUCCUUGUGUUACUAAUUGUCCAGGAAGGAGAAAUCUCGCCAUCAUACUUGGACAAGAAGGACUGGGAGAACGCUGACAUCCAGGAUUCUGCGAAGGUCGUGAUGCAAGAAGGAUCCACAGAAGAGCUCCACUGCAGCCAACCAAGUGAGAGCAACCUAAAUGAGCAUGCUGGACUACUGGCUAACAGAAGCAGAAAAACAAUGGUGACAGGAGGUGGAGGCUACCUGGGAUACAAUCUGGGAUGUGCUCUUGUUAGGUCAGGAAUUGCUGUUGUUCUGUUUGACGUACAGGAACCUAAAUGGGAAAUCCCAAAGGGAGCAGAUUUUUUCAAGGGUGAUGUGAGGGAUUAUGAUGCAGUGUUCACAGCAUGUGAAGGGGUUGACUGCGUUUUUCAUGUGGCUGCAUGUGGAAUGUCAGGAUUAGAACAACUUCAAAAGAAAGAUCAGAUUGAAUCCAUAAAUGUGGGAGGCACAAAGAUAAUAAUUGAUGUCUGCAAACAAAGAAAUAUCCCUAGACUGAUAUAUACCAGUACAGUGAACGUGGUAUUUGGAGGGAAUCCUAUUGAAGAAGGAGAUGAAGAAACUGUGCCGUAUUUUCCACUGGAAAAGCAAUUUAAUCAUUAUUCUAGAACAAAGGCAAUUGCAGACCAAAUGGUUCUUGCUGCUAAUGGAACUUUACUCAAAGGAGGGGAUAAGCUCCAUACUUGUGUGCUUCGUCCACCAGGCAUAUAUGGACCAGACGAGCAGCGCCAUCUGCCGCGAGUAGCCGUAAAUAUCAAGCGGAGACUAUUUAACUUCAAGUUUGGGAAUCAUGAAGUUCAGAUGAACUGGGUUCACAUAGGAAAUCUAGUACAAGCUCACUUACUAGCUGCUGAGGCUCUCACCUCUGAGAAAGGAUAUAUAGCUAGUGGCCAGGCAUAUUACGUACAUGAUGGUGAAAAUGUGGUAUUUUCUGAAUGGAUAGUCCCUUUAUUUGAGAAAUUAGGCUACAGUAAACCCUGGAUACAUAUUCCCGUUCUUCUCGUUCAUGUAUCAGCCACUGUGAUGGAGUAUCUGCACGUGAUACUCAAGCCUGUUUUUAGCUUUACACCUUUCUUGACAAGGAAUGAGGUGUGGAAUGUUACUGUAACUCACACUUUCCGAAUAGACAAGGCACGAAAUCAGCUUGGCUACAAACCAAAGAAAUUCUCAUUUGCUGAUUCUGUGGAUCAUUAUAUUAAAACAAGACCUACUUGCCAGGAAGAUCACUUGUGCCUUAAAAUGCUGUUUGCUUUUGGCAUAUUCUUAAGUUUGAUCAUUCUUUCUUUCUUCUAAAAUCAAAAAAACAGUUCCAAAAACCCUAAUUUUGUUUCUGACUAUUAAUGAUCUGGUCAUAGUAUAUUCCUCAAUUGUUAUGGCCUUUAUUGUUCUUAAGAUGACAUCUCUCUGAUCUCAUUAAAACCAAAUCAGCCCCACAAAAGUGAAAACACAGGACACAUCAGGAACUGUUCCCAAAGAACAGCAGUGCCACAAAAUGCAAGGAGUUAAUCAAUAAUGGGUGCAGGAAUUGUUUUAAUGGAUUUUCAUGAAUUGACUGCUUUAUGCUGAGAAUGAUUCUUCUGAAAAUGAUAAUUCUGGAGGGUAAGAAAUUGGAAGAAGAGGAACCACUGUGGGACUGCAGCGCUGGAACAAGUCCAGUAGCUCCAAUGAAGAGAAGGCUGACUAAACUCCUCUAAGGAAGUUGCUGCUACAGCUACUAUCUGUUAGUAUGAGGAAUUAUGAAGACCUGGGUAAUAGUACGAACCAUAUGAGAAGUAAAGAUUUAUAAAUGACAGGUGGUGAGAGGAUGAAAGUCAUAUUUAUGUAAAAUAGUUUUAUUGUUCAAAAGCUUUGUAAAAAUGUAAUAAAUAAUAUUAUAUAUGUUUGUAAAUCAACUAAUACCCUUUCAGUGCAAUAAUAAAUAAUCACUGAACCAAAUACUUGUUUUAAGGAGCCUGUGGGAAGGGGGAGGGAGGAGGUCACAUAAGAGCUUGGAGUCCAGCACACUGUCACUGCUACCUUGCCAUGUAAAUGGAGCCAGGUCUGACUAUCCAUAACCCUGCACCAGUGCUAGCACACUCUGUUUGAUCAAAAAAUUGCCACUUCAGGAUGAGCAGACAAGCCAAGCACUAAGACCUGAGUGAGUCUCCAGCCUCUCUUUUCCCCUUUCUUAAGACUUAGGUUAGUUACUACUUGGGUGGAUUGUCUUAUGUGAGCUACCUGUGCACCCCAUGUACACAUACUGUGUGUAGCCCAGAUGCAUUUCCAUAAGGUUACCUGUCACAAGGAGUUUCUCAGGGACCAGCUUUGCUCUCACCCAGGAGCAGCUGUUCCCUGUCUUGCACCCCACAGGGAUAAGGAAGGGG